Messenger RNA from Cucurbita maxima (winter squash), 4418 nucleotides. RefSeq names its product flowering time control protein FPA-like. Lineage: Eukaryota; Viridiplantae; Streptophyta; Magnoliopsida; Cucurbitales; Cucurbitaceae. The coding region runs from base 234 to 3230 and encodes 998 amino acids. The transcript has 5 exons. Gene Ontology annotation, molecular function: RNA binding. The record is from RefSeq and is a predicted model, not a curated record.
UUUCAGUACAAAUUCCAAUUUCCCUCUGCAAAACCUAACCCUAUCUUCAAAAGUUUUCUCUCCAUCUACACAAGAUUCUUCUUCUUCUUCAACCUCAAAUCCUCUGUUCUUCUCUCACGUCGACACAUUCUCUUUGCUCGAAUUCAUUUGCUCUGCAAAAUCGGUGAUAGAAUCCCAAAGGUGAAUUUAGUCUCUGAUUCUUCGUUUCGAUUUCAGUGCCGCCUCUUCCCCAAAUGAGCCGACAGCAACUGUAUAGGGACUCGGACGUUACGGAGAUGUCUUCCAACAGCUUGUGGGUAGGCAACUUGUCCAUGGAUGUCACGGAUACGGAUCUCAUGAAUAUGUUUGCGCAGUUUGGGGCGAUUGAUAGUGUUUCUUCCUAUCCUUCCAGGAGUUACGCUUUCAUCUUCUUCAAGCACAUGGAGGAUGCUCAAGCGGCUAAGGAGGCUCUUCAAGGGGUUAUUCUGCGUGGGAGUUCAAUCAAAAUCGAGUUUGCGAGACCGGCCAAACCUUGUAGGAAUUUAUGGGUAGGCGGUAUUAGUCCAGCUGUUUCAAGGGAACAACUUGAAGAAGAGUUUUCCAAAUUUGGUAAAAUUGAUGAAUUUAAGUUUUUGCGAGAUCGGAAUACUGCAUUUAUUGAGUAUGUUCGGUUAGAAGAUGCAUCACAAGCUUUGAGAAUCAUGAAUGGGAAACGCAUUGGUGGAGACCAGAUUCGAGUUGAUUUUCUUCGAUCACAGCCGAUGAGAAGAGAUCAGUGGCCCGACUCCCGAGAUGGGCAUGGGCAGCUUCAGGGUAGAAAUGUGGGGAUGGCUGAUUUCCAAUCUGGUUAUAAAAGACCUCUGCAUACUCAAUCUUCAGAACUACGUAGAGAUGGACCUCCCAGCAAGGUUUUGUGGAUUGGUUACCCUCCAUCUGUUCAAAUUGAUGAACAAAUGCUCCACAAUGCGAUGAUUUUAUUUGGUGAAAUAGAGAGAAUUACGAGUUUCCAUUCUAGGCAUUUUGCAUUUGUAGAAUUUAGAAGUGUUGAUGAAGCGCGGCGUGCUAAGGAGGGUCUACAAGGACGGCUUUUUAAUGAUCCUCGGAUUACUAUUAUGUUUUCAAACAGUGAUCCGGCACCUGUGAAAGAGCACCCUGGCUUUUAUCCUGGUGGUAAAGAGACUAGGCCUGAAAUGUUCUUCAAUGAGCAUCAAAUCCGUCCUCCACAAAUGGACAUGUUAGGACAUCCUCACCCAAUGGUGCAAAAUAAGUUCCCUGGUCCAUUGCCAGCUAAUGGCAUUCUUAGACCAAAUACAGCAGUAAGACCACCACCCUUUGGUCCUCCACAGGGUAUCUCAGGCCCUCCUGAGUUUAAUGACUUCACGACAUCGCAUGGUUUCCAUGAUGCAAAUUCAAAAAAUGUGAUGGGUCCAAAUUGGAGAAGGCCAUCUCCUCCUGCACCUGGGAUACUUUCUUCUCCAGCUACUGGUAUUCGUCCACCUCCACCUGUGAGGUCCACUCCAAAUUCAUGGGAUGUUUUGGAUGUAAACCAAUUCCAAAGGGAUUCUAAACGAUCAAGGAUAGAUGGGCCAUCAUCCUUAGACGAUGCUUCUUUUCCUCCAAGAAAAAUGGAUAACCGGGGCAUGGGUUUUGAUCAGCAAUAUGGGGUUGGUCCAUUAAAUGAUGGAGGAUCUUCUGUCUCAUAUACCAAUGCUCCUGUGAAGACCCGUGCUAUUCCUAUAGGUGCAAGGGCACCAGUUAGUGGCCAGAGCCAUGGUGACAAUGAUUUUAUAUGGCGUGGAAUAAUUGCCAAGGGUGGAACGCCUGUUUGUCAUGCUCGUUGUGUCCCCAUAGGCGAAGGAAUAGGAAGUGAUCUUCCUGAAGCAGUCAAUUGUUCAGCAAGAACUGGGCUGGAUCAGCUUGCUAAACAUUAUGCUGAAGCCACUGGAUUUGACAUUGUCUUUUUCUUGCCAGACAGCGAGGAUGACUUUGCAUCCUAUACAGAAUUCCUGCGUUACCUAGGUGCAAAAAACCGUGCAGGUGUUGCUAAGUUUGAUGAUGGAACUACAAUGUUUUUAGUUCCUCCUUCAGAGUUUUUGAGAAAAGUCUUGAAAGUUGCGGGCCCAGAACGGCUUUAUGGUCUCAUUCUCAAAUUUCCCCAGGUUCCUCUUAGUGAACCGACUCACCAGCAGUCCUAUCUACCCAUUCCUACAUCUGACUAUGGUGAGAGACAGCAAGUCUUGUCUUCACGAGCUGAAUACGGGUCAGUGCUUUCAAAGCAGGAGCAACUUCUUCCAAUGGAUUAUAAUAGGGUUCUGCAUGAGGAAACCAAGGAACUCCCGAAACCCCUUCUGCCUGCAAGUGAGCCACCAUCUGUUCAGUCCUUGCCUCAUGAGUAUGUUACUAACAAUAAUACGGCUGCAGUCUCACAAGCUGGGUUAUCAUUAACACCAGAGCUUAUUGCCACCUUAGUUUCUUUACUGCCUGGUAAGACACAGUCAUCCAGUUUAGAAAGUGCCAAGCAACCAGCCAUCUCACCACAGCCUCCAAUGCCUACUGUUGAUUCGAAUAAAGGGACUACAUCUGAGGGAUGGAUUGUAGGUCAUCAAUCUUCUGAGUUAACCGGUCAGCCAUUUCAGCAAAUGGAAAAUCAUUUUAAUUCUCAGGGACAAAGUCUUUCUCAAUUUCAGCCUUAUCCACCUCUCCCACAAACACCAAACCAGCAUGCACCACAGAUCAUGGGAGCAACCCAAAUUCAAGAUGCUGCUGUCGGUCUGCCACAGCAGCAGCAUGUACCUAUUCCUUACAGGCCUUUGUCUACUUAUUCUGCCCCUCCUGAGAAUGCACAAGCUUCUAGUUUGCCCUUUGUCAAUCCUCAGUAUCAGCAUGAUGUUUCUCAAAUUAACCAGAGAGGUUAUGGGUCAGUCAAUGAAGUUGAUACUUCUGGGUAUGGUGCACCAGUCGUGCAGCAAUCAACGAAUACUGCGACCUUAUCUAAUCAAGGUCAGGGUUCUACAUCACAGCCACAACCUGUUACACAUUUAGCAUCUGAUAGGGGGAACCCUGAGCUUCCUUAUCAGAUGGAGCAUCUCCAAUCUGCAAACCUUGGUGCUGGCAAUGGGACCAGUGAUGUUGAGGCCGGUAAGGACCAGAGAUAUCGAUCUACGCUACAAUUUGCUGCAAAUUUACUCCUUCAGAUCCAGCAGCAGCAGCAGCAGCCACAGCAAGCAGGCUGGGGUUCAGGAAAUCAAUAAUGAGCAGCUCUUUGUCUAGGUAAUCCUCUGUACUUGACUUUUAAUCUUCUUGGUGGCCAAGAUCUUUCAGUGGAUAUUUGCAUAUAAUAUCUGAUUGGUUUGUGAUUUUCUAUUUAAAUGCAAGUUCCUGUAGUUGGCUGAAUAGAAUAUGUUCUACUUCUUAUGACAUAGGGUUCGUUUAGCUUCUUUUCUUAUGGUUGGUUGGUGAUACAUUAUGCAGUACUUCAACUUUGCGAUUCUGGUUAAGUUGUUGCACAAGUUUUUAUGAUGUCAAUUGGGUGCUAUGGCGGUCAUUUUGCUGCAUAAUCUAGUUAGCUUCUUUGAGGUUCUUUCUUCCUAGGUAUUUGGUUAGGAAUUUGUGGGGUCUCUAGCUUCUCUCUCUUCUUUUUGCUUUUCAAUACAGAUGAUGACUUAGGUGUAGUUAAGUAGGCGAUGGGGAGUGAUAACAAGGCCCUCCAAGUUCUCCAUCUAGAUACAAGAAAUAGCCAAGUCUUGAAUUUGGUCAAAUUCCAAGAUGUACAAGUAUCUACCACCUAGGGAAUUGACGUUUUUUAACCAGAAACUUUUUUCAUUCAGCAAGUUGGGAGAUCGAUUGAUUGGUGGUUUGUUCAUUGUUGAACUAAAAUCUAGUCAAGAUUUCAAGAACUGGUUUUAGGAAGUUGUAAAUAAACACGAGUUGUAACUAAAAACACUUGGUUUUUCUAAAAGCAGAGAAAUGUCGUAGAAGGCGGUUAAAUUAAAUGAGCUGGGUUGGUUGAGUUGAAUCAGAUGUUUAUGGAUUGAUUUGGUGGCAGUGGCAUAGUCUUUACCUUCAGUGAUAAUUUUGAGUUUGGGAGACGGUAGUUAUAUAUUAUGUUUCCAUUGAUAGAAGACUCUUAAUUGUGCAUAUCAUGAACCGUUCUUAUCAGAACCAAGUCCUAUUAUUCUUUGAGAUACAUAUUAUUAAUCUUCUGCUGAAUGCAUCUUGAUUGGUAUCACACAUUGAAACUGGUGGCAGUGGCAUAUUCUUUACAUUCAAUGAUAAUUUGAGUUUGGGAGACAGUAGCACCUUUUCUUUCAUUAUUUGUGCUUAGUUCUUUAAUAUCUGUAAAACUAUGUGUAAGCAGGAAUUUGUUUUGAGGGUAGUAAAAUGUUUAGUCUUGUAUAAUACUUUUAAUGUUUAGCUGACAUUCUUUUCCCUUACCUUAA